Schistocerca piceifrons (Central American locust) is the source of this 1056-nucleotide messenger RNA. Its product is annotated as leucine-rich repeat-containing protein 4B-like. NCBI's taxonomy places the organism in Eukaryota, Metazoa, Arthropoda, Insecta, Orthoptera, Acrididae. Gene Ontology annotation, cellular component: voltage-gated potassium channel complex. Bases 1 to 1056 code for a protein of 351 amino acids. The record is from RefSeq and is a predicted model, not a curated record. Gene Ontology annotation, molecular function: potassium channel activator activity; voltage-gated potassium channel activity; transmembrane transporter binding. The transcript is spliced from 3 exons.
AUGGAAACCAGGGCGCUGUCCACCGUAGCUCGUGGGCUGGUGCGAGGUCUGUCUGCCAAGGCCAGCAGAGACCGACGGCUGUCGCAGCCAAUCGCCGCGCUACUCGUGGUCCUCGCCCUGGGUUUCCAGUCGGUCUGCGCCGACGCUGCCAGAGCCUGCCCUGCAGGCUGUUCGUGCCAGCACAGUGGCGAGCGGGUAUCCUGCGUCGGGCUCACCCGGGUGCCCAGGUUCCUCGGCUACUCCCCCAGGACGCUGAGCAUCACUCAGCACCGGAUAACCACACUCGACAGCAGGUCCUUCAGAGGACUGGAGCGCCUGGAAGUGCUGGAAAUCACCGAGGGUCGCCUGUCUGAGAUAUCCCCCGACGCAUUCUACGAGCUGAGAGACCUCAAGGAGGUCAACAUCUCACACAACGAGCUGAACGUGCUGCCCCGCGACGCGUUCGCCGAGUGCCGCCGGCUGGAGCUUCUGGACCUGUCCUGGAAUCCACUGGUGCUACCCGGCCGGGGCCCCAUGCUGGUCUCCAGCUCGCUGUCCGCCCUCGACAUGUCCUUCUGCAGCCUCGGCAAACUACCGGACCAGGUUUUCUCCAAGGUGCCGGUCCUCAGCGAAUUACGACUGCGGGGUAACAACCUCCAGCUCGUAUCCGAGUGCAUUCUGGAACCGAUCCCCCAGCUGAUACUGCUGGACGCCGAUCUGACGUUCCAGUGGACCGAGUGCUCUUCCCAGGAGGCGACAACCAGUGGCGCUCGGCAGGUGAAUAAGGUGGGAGACCCUGAGAGCGGGCGGGACCUCGUCGAGCGGCAGGCAACAGGCGACGUUCUCGCCUACGCAGAGGUGACCUUCAUCCCCACCCUGGCACAGUGGGUCUUUCUCGUCGUUACAGCACUACUUACAGCGUUGCUACUCACCUACAUUCGCAAAGCGUGCGAAAGAGGCCAACGUCGAGAGGAACACAUAUACGAGAUUCUAGGUGGUAGUCAGACAGUUCGCAUACCAAUUACAGACACGAAUUCAGAACAAGCAGCAAGUCGACCAGCUUCUGCGAGCAUUUAA